Syngnathoides biaculeatus (alligator pipefish) is the source of this 3137-nucleotide messenger RNA. RefSeq names its product ribonuclease ZC3H12A-like. Gene Ontology annotation, cellular component: nucleus; cytoplasmic ribonucleoprotein granule. Gene Ontology annotation, biological process: nuclear-transcribed mRNA catabolic process, RNase MRP-dependent; 3'-UTR-mediated mRNA destabilization. Bases 518 to 2128 code for a protein of 536 amino acids. The record is from RefSeq and is a predicted model, not a curated record. NCBI's taxonomy places the organism in Eukaryota, Metazoa, Chordata, Actinopteri, Syngnathiformes, Syngnathidae. The transcript has 7 exons. Gene Ontology annotation, molecular function: mRNA binding; RNA endonuclease activity.
AUGAAAAUCACAGGGCCAGAAAUUAAAUCUACUCCUUUAAUCACCAUUCCAUUACAUGUAUUUUUCAUGAUUCAUGCAAUUAAAGUUUAAAGAAAUAAUGUAAAAAUCAAGAGAGGGAUUGAAGUAUUGUAAAAUGUGGACAUUUCCCAGAGAAACCUCCAGUAAACCACUCAGUGACACUUAACUGCUUUUGUUGUGGUUCCAGUCAAAAAGAAAAACAGUCAUGGGUGAUUCCAAACUUCUACCAUGGGAACAAGUCUCAGCCUUUCAGUAAACGUUUGGUAGCAAUCUACCAGGAAGAGCUCAAAAGGAAAAUAAACCCCUCGGGCUGAGAGUCUUGAUGAGGAACUGCAUUGCUCAGAGUGGCGAGGCACAGCGAAGCAUACAAACGCUCCACAGCAGCUCUCUCAUCUGGUUUAUGUUCUCAUGUGCUGAUCGCUAUGGAGAUGGAGAUGAAUCAAGCUUAAGAAGUUGCAAAAGGGUUCCCAUUACAACAGGAUAGUCCCUAAACUGUGUCAUGGACCAGCGUAGGCAACACACCAAAGUGAAGCGUUUUCUCAAGCUGGGUUACUCCCAUGAGGAUAUUGACAGAGUACUGAAGAGUCUGGACCAUGAUGCCCAGACCAACGACAUUCUAGAAGAGCUAAUCAAGACCUGCCACAUUCGCAGUGACAAAAUUGACACAAGCAGCCCCAUACUGGUGUCAAGAGGCUGCAACCCCGGGGCCACCAGACCGGCACCAGACAGAGAGACUGCUUUUGCUUUCAGACCAGUAGUCAUAGAUGGAAGCAAUGUUGCUAUGAGCCAUGGAGACAAGAAGGUGUUCUCGUGUCAGGGCCUCCAGAUGGCAGUGAACUGGUUCUGGGAUAAGGGACUGCGAGACAUCACUGUGUUCAUUCCCCUGUGGAGGAAGGAGCAGCCACGGCCCGAGGCACCGAUUACAGAUCAACAUAUUCUCCAUGAUCUCGAGAGUAGGAAGAUUUUAGUGUACACCCCAUCCCGUUGUGUGAAUGGCAAGAGGGUGGUGUGCUAUGACGACCGCUACAUUGUGAGGCUAGCUUACGACUUAGACGGGAUCAUCGUGUCCAACGACAACUACCGUGACCUUCAGAUGGAGAAUCCGCAGUGGAAGAAGUUCAUAGAGGAGAGACUGCUGAUGUAUACCUUUGCCAAUGACAAGUUCAUGCCUCCAGAUGAUCCUUUGGGUAGAAACGGUCCCACCAUUGAUGACUUUCUACGAAAGAAGCCAAAGAAUGUAGACAACAAACUUCUACACUGCCCAUAUGGAAAAAAGUGUACGUACGGCAUGAAGUGCAAGUUCUAUCACCCAGAAAGGACCAACCAAUCACAGCUGUCUGUGGCUGACGAGCUCAGGGACAGAGCCAAGACGUCAAGCUACAAACCAACGAUUCAAGACACAUAUACACACGAAAGUACCCUCUCCACCAACACAGAUGAGCCUCUUCACAGUGACCACUUUAUCUAUCAGCAAGACAGCAGCAGUCCCAAGGUUAUGGCAGGUCUCCCGCCUUGGCCAAAUAUGGAAGUGGAUGAAGCGUUCAGCUCACUGGACAGCUACAUGUCCAAACUCCAAUUACAUGAUACGCCCUAUGGCAUAAGCAGGCCACCCUACAGCUUCAGCAGCGGUGUGGCCAGCUACAGCCUGAGCCAUGAUGACUACUCCAUCUCGGGGUCACACAGUGCCAGCAACCAAAACUUCAGCGGAGGAUGUCACUAUCUUCCGCAAAAUAGUUGCAAGCGGUCCGCAUGCCCUCACUGUACAUGUGGUCACCAUCAGCCUGGGGCGCAACACCGCGCCCACCACCCUGCGUGGGCCUCUUACCCGGCUUUUCCAUUACAUCAGCAUCCCUCACACUUUUCUGAGAAGCACUACUUCAGGCAGCUUGCACACAAGCAGAGCCAAAGCCUGCCCAAAGAUGCAUGGGUGCACGGCAACAAUGCUGGAAGCCUGUCUGGCGAGCUUCGCAAGGAGAUCAGGACCCAGCUGAGCACGCUCUUCCCCAAGAACACAGUUGAUGGAGUCAUGAACGCCUACCCACAUGUGUCAGACAUGUCUGAACUGGUGUCUCUAAUUCAGAACUACAGGAGCAAUCACAUUGGGUUCUGAUUCUAGAAGUAAAUCACUCAACUGAAAAAAAAUAAAAACAAGGCAUCUGAUUUGUUCGGAUUUCAAAUCAGGUUUCCCAUAGGAAACAGUGGAAAUAUCAACCCAUUCCAGGGUCAUACUGUCACUGCCAUGAAUUUUUUAUGAAUGUACAGGUAAUGUUUGUAUUAAAGGGUUUCCAUUUUUAAUCGUCACAUAAAGAGAAUUAUGCAUUCAAAAAAUCAAUAAUGGAAAGCCGUUUGGACAUUUAUUUGAUCUCCUUGACAUCCACCAUUAGGUCCAUGUGCUAGGACUGUCCUCUCUAGCUGUACAAUGCAUCACUGCACUAGUUGGGCCAGACUCAAAUGAGUUCGUUGUCGGGGGAAAAUCUUAGCCCUUUACUAGAUAAGCAGUUUCAGAACAAUAAGAGAUAUGCAUGGAAGGAAACAGUUCAAGUACAAAUACGAAGGCUGUGUCUGAGAAGCUUCUGCCUAUUUCUACUUUCAUUGAGGUCAUAAAUACACGUAUGAACAGGCAGUUAGUCAUCACCUGCCUUAUGCAACUGGCAUCCUGCUUUGUCAUACAGCAGUAUAACAGUAAAUGGAUCUCAAGAUGGAUAACAAGGAUAUUGAAUACAUGCUCAAAUGACUUUCCAUAUCUCAUCCUGAUUUCUGGUUCACUCAGGUUGUUCACUGCUGACCAAUGAUUGGAGUUUGUAUUGUAUGGCUGAAAGAGACCAAGGGUGCCCAUAAAUGUGACGUAAACAUACCUGUAACUCUUACUUUUGGCAUUAUAAAAUAAAUCUCGUUUUCUUGUUCUUUACAAGGUGUAAAUGUGCAGUGCACUAUGCUCCCAACAAACUACUGACUGUAGCACAGAUUUUUUUAAAUUGAAGCAGCCAGUGUUGUUUUCUCAUGUUGCCUCAAAGUGAGGAAGGCUAUUAUGUACAUUACUCUCUCAGUAUGAUAAUGAUUUUAUUAUUAUUUUUUUAUUAAAUACACAAGCAGUUGAAUCAGCCAUUGUUGUUCAGUUC